AUGCGUGUCUUGUUUCGUGUUCAAGAUGUCAUCAGCGUGAUGGAAGGAGUGAUUUCUGCGUUUGAUUUGCGCGGCAUAGAGAAAGAGGAGUUUAAGAGGAAAGAUGAUAGGGCCUUGUUGAUUAUUCAUCAGUGUGUGGACGAUAUGCAUUUUGAGAAGAUACAAAAUGCGAUUUCAGCAAGAGAAGCUUGGAACAUUUUGGUGGGCUGCCAUGCCGGAGGUGAAAAAGUGAAGAAGAUGAAAAGUUGUGGUGACACUGUUACUGAUCUCAUGGUGAUUGAGAAAAUCAUGCAGUCACUGCCCCCGACGUUUGAUCAUAUUGUGGUGGCAAUAGAGGAGUCGAGAGAUCUUGAAAAACUAAAAAUAGAGGAACUGCAAAGCUCUCUUGAGGCGUAUGAAAUGAGGAUGCGGGAAAGAAAUCCCAUCAAACGCGAGGAGCAGGUGUUGAAGGUUCAACACGAAGAGAAGAAGACAACCAAGAAAUGGAAAGGGAAACACGGUAAAGGAAAGUGGAGAAAAGAUAGGAACAAAGAUGACCAGAAUGAGUCUUCAACAGAGGAUGAAGGAAAAUCUGAGAAGAAUUUCGAGAAGAAGGACAAAAGGAAUAUUGAGUGUUUUAACAGUCACAAGUAUGGGCAUUACACUAGGGAGUGCUAUGCUGAAAAAGAAGAGCAAAAGAAGCGUCAUGGAAAGGAGGCCUACGCAGCUCAAGUGGAGUCUGAUUCUGAAGAACCCAUCAUAUUAAUGACAACUACAUCUAUAGUAAGUUCACACUCUCAAGACAAAUUGUGGUAUUUGGAUUUGGGAUGUUCGAAUCAUAUGACCUGCAACAGAGAUUGGUUGGUAAAUUUUGCUGAGACCGAGAGGAGCAUGGUGAAAUUUGCUGAUGAGAGCACCUCGAAGGUAGAGAGAGUUGGUGAUGUGGUUAUCAGAAGGAAGAAUGGCUCGCGUGUCAUUCUAACUAGUGUGUUGUUUGUGCCUGCGAUAAGGUACAAUCUUCUGAGUAUUGGCCAGUUAAUUCAAAAAGGUUUUAUGGUAGUAAUGGGAGACUUCAAUAAGGUUGAAGUGUUUGAUAAAAAGAAAAACCUGAUCUUGAGGAGCAAGAUCUCGAAGGAUAAAACAUUUUAG
Vigna angularis (adzuki bean) is the source of this 1128-nucleotide messenger RNA. RefSeq lists its product as uncharacterized. Bases 1 to 1128 code for a protein of 375 amino acids. NCBI's taxonomy places the organism in Eukaryota, Viridiplantae, Streptophyta, Magnoliopsida, Fabales, Fabaceae. The transcript is spliced from 2 exons. The record is from RefSeq and is a predicted model, not a curated record.